AUGACCGAUCCUGUCACUCCAGCGGAGGUGCCUGCGCGUAACAACACGGCCAGUCCAAAGACUCUGCAGACAAUAAGUCAUCGAUCGAGCUUCGCAGAUAACCUACGCCAUUCUCCAAGGUCUCAAAGACAUCCAUCGUUUACUCAAGCUGGUGUCCAGGAGCUGAUCAACCAUCCACCUGCUACACGUACCGGCGAUCCGAAGUUUGCUGGGCGAGAUUGGAGGAACAUCCGCGUGGGGGAGUUGGUGGUCAAGGAGGAAGUAAGAUGGGCAGAAUUAGAUACCGAUGUUCAAACUGCUACAACGCUGCUGAUCAAGUCUGGACCUCCCAAUGUUAUCCUUUUACGAGAAAAGCCUACGGACACGGUCGCGUGCGGGACAUUUGAUUACAGCGAUCUGAACGCGUAUCUGCUGGUUGUGGUUGGGUUGGCAAAUCCAGAUCAGAGUCAAUUGGCCGAUUUCGACUCCAUCGCGAAAAGAGCGCAAGAAGGAACACCGAUACCACUUAAAGAUACGGAGCAUUUGGCAAAGAAGGAGCCCCUUGUAAAACUGCUAGAGACUGACAAUCUGUCAAAAGCAAUUGAACAUUUCGGAAGUGGCGUACAUCGCAUUUUGAUAUACAAGGAGGAUGGAUCUGAAGUCGUCGGAAUCCUCAGUCAAUUGAAGGUGGUUAAGUUUCUGUGGGAUAAUGGUAGCAGCUUUGCAACCAUCGAUGAACUGUAUCCAAGCAUUCUCAAAGAUUUAGGAAUUGGCACGCCGUCGACUAUCGCAAUCAAUGGCGAUAAACCCUUGACAGACGCGCUCCAACUGAUGAGCAACGAAGGUCUUACCAGUGUGCCAGUCGUAGAUAAUGCAUCAAAUGUCGUCGGAAACAUAUCAACAGCAGAUGUCAAGCUACUCACCAGUUCGGCUAGUCUACCAUUGCUAAAAUCUACUUGCAUUCAUUUUGUUUCAGUCAUCCUGUCUGAACGUGGUAUUGGUGAUGGAAAGGACUCUUUCCCAGUCUUUCAUGUCAGCCCCUACUCUACCUUGGCUCAUACCGUCGCAAAAUUGGUCGCAACAAGAUCGCAUCGGAUGUGGGUUGUCGAAUCAUCAUCACCAUCUCCUUCGAAACCCGCAACUCCUCUUUCAACGCCUUCAAUGGGUCACGCGAUGUUGGCUUCGCCAUUACACUCAAACCCUGCUUCACCUGCGCUCCAUGGCUCAUUUCCAGCUGUUUCUGCUGCUGCUUUGCCGGGUGCUCGCAUCUCAGGUCGAUUGACAGGCGUCAUUUCAUUGACUGAUAUCCUCAACUUAUUCGCUCGCCAAUCCGGGCUGCAUCCCUCGAAUCCCAAUGAUCAGAGAGAACACCGACGUCGAAGUUCAAGCUCUUCCGUAAGGCCGAGCAUAGAUUCUCCUCGGACAUCUAGUGUAGAUCUACGACGGCCUUGA
Molecule: messenger RNA, 1431 nt
Organism: Glarea lozoyensis ATCC 20868
Lineage: Eukaryota; Fungi; Ascomycota; Leotiomycetes; Helotiales; Helotiaceae
Product: CBS-domain-containing protein
Exons: 4
Coding region: 1-1431 (476 amino acids)
Biological process (GO): regulation of mitotic metaphase/anaphase transition; cellular response to glucose starvation
Molecular function (GO): protein serine/threonine phosphatase inhibitor activity
Source: RefSeq, a predicted model, not a curated record